CGGACUGCUGGGCGGAAUGACUGCAGGCGCCAUUGCGCACUGAAUAUCAACUUGAAUUUGUUUAUUACGCCUGCGCAACACAACUUUGCAGUCCUCCAGUUCACCUUUCACUUCAUCCACCAGCAACGCGUGGGAAAUGGCUGCCAGCUCAAGACUACCUAUCGUCGUACCCAAAAUGGAACAUUCGCCCUCUGUCAAAGUCAACGAGCUUGAAAUUGACAAAGAUACUACUAUGGCCGAGCCCAAUCCCACGGCCGCGCCGAGUGCCGCCCCGGAGGACGAUGUGGACCCGGUCAUCGACCCUGAGCUCCUGGAAACGGAGCUGCAACUGGUCUCCUCGCUUGCCAAACUGCAGAAACUGGAAGAAAUGAUCCACCAGCUUCGGACGCUCCUCCCAGAGCGCCUACUGGAGCCGCUCGCACCAAUUGUGCACCCCAAAGCUGCUGCUGCGAUUGGCAUUCCGAACUCUCCUCAGGCUUUGCAUCAGCGACUCUCUCAGUCCGCAUGCGAUGGUGUGCGCGAGGUCGAAGACUUCAAAGCCUUGUGGCGGAGCGAAGAAAUGAAAGCCGUCUGGGAGCGCAUUGACACUUUGAUCAAUGAAAAUGCUGGCCGGCUCCUGCAGUCCAACGGCAUGUGGCAAUGUGACUACAACCAAAUACUUCAAGAUAUUGCACAACACGACAACCAUAGGAAAGAGCAGCAGCGAAAAGCCAAAGAGGAGCAGGAACGAGCCCAGUUGCAGUCAGCGGAAGGAGGAUGGAAGGCGAUCGUCGAUAACUAUGCCCAGGCAGGCAUACCUGGAAUGCGCGUGAUACCGACGAAGAGUGAUUCAUCGUUCGGUGUCUUGCUUCCGAAGGUCGGCCUGGCGUUCAAGGUCAACGCCGUCAGCUCGGGCCAAGAGGGUGUACCGGAAUUCAACGUCUCCAGCAAGUCGCCAUCAGGCGAACCCUCAUCGAGAGUUGAAACUGCAGUUCUGGCCUGUCUUAACGCCCGUCCGAGGAAAUGGGACCUAAAAUUUCUCUUUGGAAUGAUUUCAUCCUACUCAAAUAUCUUCCAAACUACAUGUACAAGGUGCGGUAAGAUGCAAGAUCAAGCAGCCAACCUCCCAACACUCCGGCGCCCGAAAACAAAAGAGCCACAGACCGACCAGCCGCCAACAUUCGAAGCCUACCACGCAACAUGCAUCUGA
Molecule: messenger RNA, 1189 nt
Organism: Aspergillus nidulans FGSC A4
Lineage: Eukaryota; Fungi; Ascomycota; Eurotiomycetes; Eurotiales; Aspergillaceae
Product: RNA polymerase II mediator complex subunit MED27 domain-containing protein
Exons: 3
Coding region: 137-1189 (350 amino acids)
Cellular component (GO): nucleus; mediator complex
Source: RefSeq, a predicted model, not a curated record